This is a messenger RNA of Morone saxatilis (striped sea-bass), 6446 nucleotides long. It is a transcript of the gene ccdc88aa, whose product is annotated as coiled-coil domain containing 88Aa. Bases 321 to 5789 code for a protein of 1822 amino acids. The transcript is spliced from 29 exons. Gene Ontology annotation, biological process: cytoskeleton-dependent intracellular transport; cytoplasmic microtubule organization. Gene Ontology annotation, cellular component: centrosome; cytoplasm. The record is from RefSeq and is a predicted model, not a curated record. Gene Ontology annotation, molecular function: microtubule binding; dynein light intermediate chain binding. Lineage: Eukaryota; Metazoa; Chordata; Actinopteri; Moronidae.
AGAGGAGCAAGGAGGAUGUUAGGGUGUUUGUGGUGCUGCGGGACAAAAUGCGGAUAGGAGUGAGGUCUAACCUGCCGGUGGAUGUAGCUGUUGCAAGAGGAGGGAUCUUGUGAGCGAGGACGCCGACCAUCCGAACCGCAGUGCCAGGAGGACAUUCCCAACUAGUUCAAAUAAGAUGGAUGGGACAACUUGAGUGGUGCACUUCUGCAGGACUGCCUCACUCCUGAAGAAAAUGUAGCUACCAGGCUGCUGUCAGCCUUUUCCUAAAUGAAACAACUGGGAUAUUCUGCUGAGAUUGAUCACCCACAACCUUGGUAACGAUGGAAAGUGGAGUUUUUCUUCCCUGCCUGGAUCAAUUCAUGCUGAGCCCACUUGUCACUUGGGUGAAGACGUUCUUGCCACAUGAUGGGGGCAUACACUUUUCUGAAUUACUGGAUGGAGUCUUCCUGAAUGACAUAAUGACGCAAAUAAAUCCCUCAGCCACACCUCAGGGUGCAAACAAAGUGAGCAGGGAUCCAAGUCAGAGGAUCCAGAACCUGAACUUCCUUGUCCAGCAAAUCAAGACGUAUUAUCUGGAUAAUCUGAGACAAUUGAUCAUGAUUCCUUUGCCAAACGUGCUGCUGCUUGGCAGGACUCCUUACUGUGAACAAAGUCUGGAGGAAAUGAAGAAACUUUUGCUGCUGCUGUUGGGAUGUGCAGUUCAGUGCGAGAAGAAAGAGGAGUACAUCGAGAGGAUCCAGACCCUUGACUUUGACACCAAAGCUGCCAUAGCUGCACAUAUUCAGGAGUUAACCCACAAUCAGGAGAACGUGCUGGAUCUGCAGUGGUUGGAGUCCAGCGAGCUGCACCCAGAUGAGCUGGAGGCCGCAGCGAGGAACAUGGCCACGCACCUCCGACAUCUGCUGGACCAGAGGAAUACGCAGCUAGAGACUAUAGCAGAGCUAAUGCAGGAAAAGGAGGGUGUGGUUAGCUUGCUUAAUAGCCCCUCCAGCCCGCAGUCCGCCAGCUACUCUCCCAGCUUGCAGCAGCAACAAGCGGGGACUCAGCAACACCUGGCGGUGGAGCUGGCUGACUCUAAGGCCAAGAUCAGACGACUUAGACAAGAACUAGAGGAGAAGAGUGAGCAGAUGCUGGACUGCAGACAUGAGCUGGAGAACAUGGAGGCAGAGCUGAAGAGGAUCCAGCAGGAGAACUCCCAGCUGCUAGUAGAUGCCCGUGCAGCCCGCACCUACCGCGACGAACUGGAUGCCCUGAGAGAAAGAGCCAUAAAGGCGGACAAGCUGGAGAGUGAAGUGGGACGUUACAGAGAGCAACUACACAAGAUAGAGUUCUACAAGGCCAAAGUGGAGGAGCUGAAGGAGGAUAACAGGGUGCUACAAGAGACCAAAGAGGUGUUAGAGGAUCAGUUGGCAGGCUGGAGGGCACGCUCAGAUAAAAUUCACCAGCUGGAGAAGCAGAGUCUGCUGCUGAAGGCCCGGGUCCACGACAUGGAACAGGAGCGGGAGGCUGAUCGGAGGCGGAUUGAGGAGCUGCAGGAAGAGAACCUGGCUCUGUGUUUGGCUCAGAGGAGGAGCAUGGAGGAGUCCCAGCACCUGGGCUGGGAGUUGGAGCAGCUGUCUAAGACCACUGACAACUCUCAGGGCCAGCAGUCCCUGAGCGAGGAGGUGAGUGAGAGGACCCGCAGUCGGAUGCUGAAGCUGGAGAAGGAGAACCAAAGUCUCUUAAGGACCAUAGAGGAUCUCAGAGCUGCCUCUAUGAACAACAGCACACAGCCCAAACAUAGCCACCACCUUGAGUGUGACCAUGUCUGCCAAGUGGUGUGUAGCACCAACAACUGUACCUCGUCAACAGAUGAACAAACACAGGAGAUGCUUCAUGGAGAUUCAAACUGCCAUCAGCCGCUCCACGCAGAAGAACUGGAGGGAGUUCAGAGUGAGAUCCUCCUCACAGAUAAUACAGACCUUCAUAUUCAGGAGAAAGGACAGCUAGAGGACAGGAACAGUGGAGAUCAUUUCAAAGAACAGUCUGAUCUGGAAGUCUUGGAAAACAAUCACAACAGGCUCCAUUGUUUUGUUGGAUCACGUGAUCGCUCCCCUGGCUCUAGGAGCAGCAGUCCCUGCCAUGACAGCAUCUUCACAGGUCUGCCAACACGGUCCUCCUACGCCAGCAAGCACACACAGCGGCUAGAGGCCAAGUGCAGGGCCCUGGACACGGUUAAUCAGCAUCUACAGACUUCCCUUGAUAACACCGACCGGAAAGUUCAGCGCCUGCAAGCGGAGGUUCAGGAGCUGGAGGCAGAGAACCAGAGUCUGCAGGCCACUUUAGAGGAACUCCGGAUCUCUGCCCGACGCCUGGAGCAACUGGAAACAGAGAAGCAAAGCCUGGAGCAAGAAACCACAGUCCUUGAGAGGGAAAAGAGGCAACUAGAGAAAGAGAAUCGACGACUCCGCCAGCAGGCUGAAAUCCAGGAAGCCAACUUAGACAGCAGCAAUGUCUGUAUGGCCAGCCUGGAGAGGGAGAUGCGUUUUCUUGUAAAGGAGGUUGAGGUGUUAAGGGAAACUGCUGAGAGGGUCAAAGGCCUGGAGGGAGACAACAGAGAACUGACCAAGCAAGCUGCUAUCGACCAGAGGACCUUGGCCACCCUCAGAGAGGAGCUGGUAAGUGAAAAGCUGAAGACCCAGCAGAGAGGCAAUGAACUGGAGAGGCUGGCCCAUGAGUUGGAAAUGAAGGUCCUGAACCAGGAUAGUACACAGCAGGCUGAACAGGAGGCACCAGACAACAGCAGGUUCAAGAUGCUGGAGUCAGAGUUGGAGUCGUCUCUGAAAAAAUCUCUUCAGAUUAAAAAUGACAAGAUGGCAGCUUUGGAGGCUCGUCUGCAGGAAUCCUCCAACCUGAACCAGCAGCUGCGCCAGGAGCUUAAGACUGUGAAACUGAGCUAUGAGGCCUUGCAACAGAGGCAGGAGGAAGAGACAGCACUGACUUCCACUCCUCCCAGAGAGACUGGCAGGACAAUGAGCGAAUGGCUGCGUGAAAGCCAGGAGGCCACCAAGGAACUGCUGAAACUCAAAGACCGUCUCAUUGAAGUGGAGAGGAAUAAUGCGACACUGGAAGCAGAGCGCCAGGCUAUGCAGGCCCAGCUGAAGCAGCUGGAGAGUCAGUCUGACAGCCAGCAGGCUCAGAUCCUCGCCCUGCAGAGGCAGGCUGCCUCACUGCAGGAGAACAACACAGCCCUGCAGACACACAACGCUAACCUGCAGGUGGAGAAGUCCACUCUGAACUCACAGAGUGCCUCCCUCAUGGCUCAGAAUGCUCAGCUGCAGCAGCAGCAGUCGGGGACAGAGAGCGAGCGAGACAGUGCCAUACGGGAACGUGAAGAGCUGCGUGGUGUUCACGAGCAGCUAUUACGAGACCACGAGCGGCUUGCAGCUCUGCAUGAGCGUCAGGCCAUGGAGUUUGAGAUCCUGAUGGGCAAGCAUGGCUGCUUGAAAAAUGCACAUCGCACACUGGAGCUGGAGCAUCGCACACUGCAGGACAGGUACAAUAGCCUGUUGCAGCAGCGGACCAAGCUAGAGGGCCUUGAGAAAGCCCUGAAGGAGGAGCAGAUGAGGAUGGCUCUGGAGAAGGAACAGCACAGGACCACUGCCGCUGAAUGCUGCAGGCUCCGUAACGAGAAGGACUGGCUGAACCAGACAUACCGUCAGCUUCUUAAUGACAACGAGCUGCUGACGGCGGAUCACAAGCAGCUCAAGAGCCAGCUGAAUGAGGCCAAGCUGGAGCACACCUGGCUAGAGGCCGACUUCUCCAAGCUCAAAAAGGAGUUUCAGCAGCUGGACAUCACCUCCACAAAGCUCACCAACCAGUGUGAGUUGCUGAGCCAAUUGAAGGGCAACCUGGAGGAAGAGAAUCGCCACCUGCUCAGCCAGAUCGAGACCCUGAUGCUACAGAACCGAACCUUGUUGGAGCAGACUAUGGAGAGCAAGGAUCUUUUUCACGUCGAAGAGCGACAGUAUAUUGACAAGCUUAAUGAUUUGAGAAGGCAGAAGGAGAAGUUGGAGGAAAAGAUAAUGGACCAGUACAAGUUUUAUGAGCCAUCACCUCCUCGCAGACGUGGAAACUGGAUCACUCUGAAACUGAAGAAGUUGAUUAAAUCCAGUAGCCGUGAGCAUGGGCCCGACCGCCCACCCACACCCACACACUCGGGUGCUGCUGAGCCACCCCUCUUCUGUCACGACAACAGCUCUUUCAUCAGCUCAGAUGGGUCUGGAGGCUCAGCUUCCACCUCAGCAGGUGAUGCUUUCUCACCCCGACGUAACAGCACCACUCUGAAAAUGUUUCCCCGUAUGAGGAACAGGCUGAAGGACAAAGACAAAGUCAAGUCCCUCUUCCGUCGUUCCAUGUCCCUGAGCAGCUUGGUGUACCCCUCGGCCCUGUUCGAGGAGGAAGGGUCAGAGGCUGAUGUGGAGGAGGACAGGAAGAACGCACUGACCUCAUCCCUUACCACAUCCAUUUUGUCCAUCCUCCACCUUAAUCAUCCCACCACUCUACCAUCUGGCCACGUCACCACCACCACCACCACUGACACCACCGACACGGUCCCAGAUGUUUCUGAGCUUUGGGUGACAGAUAAGGAUUCGAAUGACAGCGCUGUGCCAUCUGGAGUUGAGGACAACGACGAGCUUCAAAAUCACGGGCUGAAUGGCGUCCAGAGUCGAGCCCAAAGUGAGAGCAGCGGUGAGUUCAGCCUGAGCCUGGAAAAUGAGCCAUGGUCAAAUGGCAGCAGCCCCAUUCAGCAGCCCCCAUCACGCCGCUCCUCCUCCUCUUACCAGCCACCCAGCGAUACCUCCACCCCCCAACACACAAUGAGGCAGAUGCAGCACAAGGAGAAAGCUUCUACCAUGCCCAUCACCAGCAGUCAGAAUUCAGCUAUCCAGGCUACACCAAAGCAGAAAGAUCUUGUGCUCUCUCAGGACUUCUGGCUCACCAGGGGGACGAAGAGCAUCCGAAGGGGGUCAAGAGGGAAAGUGAUACGUCGUUCGUCAGAUUCAGGGGGCGCAGUCAAAAUGAACUCAGGGCUUAAUGGGAUCAAUUCAAAACCCAGCUCUAGCAAAGCUGAAACUACCCAGGCCUCAGUUUGUUCCCCUGUCACAGUGCUGUAUGUUCAGGGUAAGUCAUCUUCAAUGUCUGGCUGCCUCAACUGCUUCUCCACCCCUCUGGGGAAAGAGGGGCGACUGAAAGGGUCCAGGUCGCCCAAAAGUCUCCCCCGAGCCAGCAGUGUCAUUUCCACAGCAGAGGGAUCGUCCCGACGCUCCAGUGUAAACAGCGACUGCAGGGUGAUGGUCAAGACUGAACCGCACUCAAUCCAGGCUCCAGGAGAGAGCAAUAAUCAGGAGGCCAGUCAGAAGCAACCAGAGCCAGACGCCAAUAACAGUGAGCCUGAGCCCAUUCCUCCCGUCAAACCUCCCAGAGACCCAACAGUUGUUGUUCCCACAGACCCCAAAACCCCUGUGCAGGAGUCACUUUUUGGCUCCUCGUUCACUUUCAAUUCCGUCUUCUCAAACACGAUCUUCAGUGAUUCUGUGGUCACAACCACGACUAGUCUGGACGCCCUUGGCAACAACCAGACCUUCCUCUGUCUGAAUGCUUCUCUGGUACAAGACUGUCCACUUGAGAGCCAGGAGUCUCCUCCUAACAUACCACAAACACUGCUCAGUUUGGAAAAUGAGAAGAGUCAAAAUGCAGAACAUGCAGCUGGGCUGGAGGAGAGGGACAAGCCGCUCACCACUGCAUGAAACAUCAUUGAAUAUUGUUUUGUUCAAAUAAAGCAGGUUUUACUUCUCAUCAUUGACUGAAGCACACAAUUUAAGUCACUGUAAUUUAAUAUGUUUGCAUUUUAUUCCACUGACUACCUGAGUAUACAGUAACCUUAAAAGGUGUAAAUAAAAAUAUGUUUAGAUACUUUUGGUUCACACUGCUUUAGUAACAUUACCAGCGUUUACAACACAUUAAUAAUGUAUAUAAUGUGUAACAGAUCCAGAGAUUCACAGUAUUAUUUUCCCAUUCUGGGUCUCUUUUACACAAACUCUGUAUAGCCCUACAUGUGGAUAAGUAUCCUUUGUUUUUCUCAUUAAAAUUAGAUCGUGUUGUGUUAACCUUCACUUUACCACACUGACAAUCCCGUUAUGUAUAUUUUUGAUUGCCAAAACAUUUUGUUCUUUUCUGCUGUUUCUAUUUAUGCCCUGUUACUCGGACAGAUUUUAAAUUAUUAUAAGUUGCUGUGUCUGUUAAAUAGUUCAGUCUGAGCCUGGGGGACGUUCAUACUGUGUAAAUGUUGUUUAAAAAAAUAGGCUGUGUACCUGACCGCUAUUUUCCCUUAAAUAAAGAAACCCUCUAUGUAAAACGUGUAUUUGUGUGGUCAUUCUUUUAUAACGGCGCCCGCCCAGUGUCCU